Molecule: messenger RNA, 3779 nt
Organism: Myripristis murdjan (pinecone soldierfish)
Lineage: Eukaryota; Metazoa; Chordata; Actinopteri; Holocentriformes; Holocentridae
Product: GRAM domain-containing protein 2B
Exons: 13
Coding region: 302-1417 (371 amino acids)
Source: RefSeq, a predicted model, not a curated record
GCAGCAUUCAUACAACAACAGCUUUCUCUGGCAGGAUGUGGCCAAGCACCCUGGCUUAACUAGGAAACAAAUUCAUCCUGAAACCCAUUUUAAAAACACUAAGAGGACAUUAUUGCACAGCGUGUAUUUCACCUUGUUGGAUUUUUUUAAAUACUGUAUUUCAACAUUUUUGGGGGGAGCAAUGAUGGCGUGAACUUUGUGUGACCAGUGAUUGGAGCCUGAGUGGUUUUGUCUUUUUUUUCUGUUGUAUUUUUUUGUUUGUUUUUUUGUUUUGUUUUGUUUUUGUUUUAAAGGAAAGGAAAUGCCUACUGUGAGUAGGUACAUAAGUUUUCGCUCAUCAAAGAGAUUUAGCAGCAGCUACCCUGUAGAGAGCGGUGGUGGGCUGCCAGCCAAAGUGAAGAAAGGCAAGAGCAGCAAUGGCAGUAUUAAGAAGAAGGUGGAGUCCAGGAAAGCCCUCAGUCUGGAGGAGGCCCAGCUGGAGAUCCAGUUGCAGCACAAGACACUUACCAGGCAAAUGGCAAUCAGGUCGCAGACCUUUGAUGUUGACAGCAGAGGCUUUGAGAGGACAGAGGGCAGCGGCACCCAAAGUAGUUUCAUUAAGCACAACAAGACAUUCCACAAGCUUUUUCCAGACAUUCCAGAGAGUGAGGACUUGAUCCAUGCAUACAUCUGUGCCCUGCAGAAGGAAGUGCCCUACCAUGGCCGGCUUUACAUCACGCACCGCCACGCCUGUUUCUACUCCUCAGUUCUGCUGAAGGACACCCGGGUGGUGAUUCCUGUUUCCAGCAUCCACAUAGUGAAGAAGCAGAACAUGGCCUUGCUGGUGCCCAACGCCCUCUCUAUCCGCACCAUGGAAGGAGACAAGUUCCUGUUUGUGUCUCUGCGGAACAGAGAGGCUUGUUAUCAGCUGCUGCGCUCAGUGUGUCCUCAGCUAGAGGACGGCAGCACCAACAGCAGCCCCAUCUUCUCCUCAGCUGAGAAUAGCUUCGAUAAGAGCAAAGUAGUGAACUCCAGCCAGUCCAGCCUGGACGACAGCUUCGACCAGUAUGACGGCUCUGACCAGCAAUCACUGCUGGAUCCUCCUCUGCACAAGCCACACAGAGAGCCAGUGCCUAAGGGAAAUGGCUCUUCUUUCAGGAGCCUGCACACACAGCACAGCAAUAGCUCAUCCUCAGAGGAGUUGUCAGUGUCAGGUGGAUCGUGGGUCUGGAAUGUGACGGAAAAGGCCAGGUCCCUGCUGGUUCAGAGAGAGACCAACACCCUCAACAUCCUCCUCUUCAUCUACCUGAUUUUGGUCGUGCUGCUGCUGCUGUCUUCAGGUUACAUCGGCCUGCGGAUCGUGGCUCUGGAGGAACAACUGACAUCCCUAGGCGCCCUGCCCGAGUUCGCCCUACAGAGCGGGUAUCAAGACACAUAACCCUGAUUGACUGAAGGAGAGAUUGGUUGACUCAUGAUUGGAGGAUGUUUUUGGCCUCUCCCCAGCAGAACCCAACGGGAGAAUUUCACUCUGCUCAGACUGUACUCCCCACACGGCCCAAGGUGUUGCCCAGAGGAAGAACUGUGCAAUUUUGGAGACAACUUGCUAACUUGAAACUGCAGGCCAACAUGAAGGGCUAUACCUCCUCCUAGUGCAGUAGACAAAGGACAUGCCACGACUUGGUCACAAGCCAACACGCACACUGCCUGGCUGCAGCGUGUCUCUGUGCUCGAAAACCAAAGCCAAACGGCUCACACUUAAUGAGGUGCCACGCUGCCAAGUUGAGCGCUUGUCUGACAAAAAAACUGUUCCUUCAUCUGUGAACUUCUGUUAUCCAUCUUCUCUUCCCUGAGCAUGCGGUGGGAACAGGGCUACACCAAUCAGCCUGCUGUAGUGCUUUUAUUCACUGCACCUCAACAACCGAAGACCGUGUGCUAUGCAUAGCCAAAGAUGCACACAGUGCACGUCUUUUGCAUGAGACGGCUUUUUACCGCUUUUCUGUCUCCGGUUUACCCUCCCAUCUAUCUGUCAUAUUUGGUCAGGGGUACAUUCAAAUCAGAUGUUUUAAUCUUUUCCAUUCAGUAACUGCUAGGUACUUCUCUUUGAAUGGUUCUAAUCUACCUAAUCAGCUGUGGGCUGAAAUGACGACAGCUGAAAUCUCAAAUUCAGAUCAGCCCACUGAGACGGCCAUGCCGAACUCUCCUGAUGGUCUCAUCCUCUCUCCCUCUCUUCACCACUCUUCUUUUGCAGUAUUAAUUCCCCAGCAUUUGGCAUGAUUUAAACCUGUUUAAUGAUCAAUGCUCUGUGGUUAUUUUCUCCUCCAGUCUCAACUGGAUUUAACACAUCAUUGUUGCACAAAUACUUACCGUGCAUAAAAGAGGUAAUCUCGUAGGUGUCUCGUCUUUAAGUGUAGGUAUUUUCUAUUACUUUGGUCACGAAAGGUAGAUUUGAUGUAUGGAUAAUCUGCCUGGUUCAGAUAUCUGUCAGUGUACUGUCUACCAGGAAAAGAAAUGAUGACCAACAUGUGUUGAAGUAAACAAAAGUAUGCACCGCUCGUCCUUGACAGGCCUCUCAAGGACCAAGCAGCAUUUUCUAGAUGUUUCAGGUGAUUUAAAGUAGCACCAAUGCAUUUGUAAUGUUUAUGCAUGUGUCUAGAACAGCGACACUUGACUGAUAUAUGCACUCUCAUUCUAGUCACCUUAAGAGGAGAAUACAAACUUUUUAAAACUACCAAAACCACACUGUUACUGUAAGGUCCAAGUUUCAACAGCAACAAAGUAGUGGUCCAAAAAAAGUUCAAUAUGCAACAAGUGAUUAUGCAUGGAAAAAAAAGUAGUUUUUUGUUGAUUUCUUUUUCUGUUUUAAAUGGUGUUUGUCUGAUUGUGGUGAGGAAAUUGUGUAGAAAAAAGAAGAGUGAGAGUGAAAGGAACAGCUCAAUAGAGCGAACGCACUUUACAAAAGGAUGUGUUGUGCCUUUCACAAUCCAAAGACAUUACAUUUGGAUUGAGAAAGAAGGGCAAAGCCGGCGUUCUGUGGUAUCUGAAGGUGCUAAGACCUUGACCUUUCUCGUUUUUUGUUUUUUUGUUUUGUUUUUUUUAUCCUUUUCACUCAGGGGUGGUGGGCACUGCCUGCCACAUAGUUUUAGGUUCACGACUCUUGGCGCUUUCCUUAUGUCAUUUCAAACUGUAGUGCUUGGGAUGGGGUUCACCUACAUCUCUGGGUUUCUCAGUUGUCUCAACGAGCAAAUGAUCUUCACUUUUUGAGAAUCACUUAUGUGACUUUAACUUUUGUCAGUCUCCUUGAUUGAUGUAACUGUAUUCAGCUUCUCAGAACGCUUGCCUUUUCAUUUUCCCCUCUCCUUGACCCUUUUUUAAACUGAACGAUGCAUAUCCACACCACAUCUCAAUGACUUAACAUCACCCUCGUCAUGGAAGCUCUCACAAUCUGUUUUGACAAGGUGUAGCAAGUGCUGGUGUGACUUGUGCUACUCCCUGUCCAAGCUAAGAUCUCUGUCAACAUGCCAUAAACAGUGCUGUCAGUUCUCAUGAACCCCCACCAGGGGGCAGCACAAACAAAUCCACUGUCCUCGAAAAGGAUUCAAUGCAACAACCUCAGUGAUGAGGGCAGCAGUUGUGUGGUUUUGCACUAUUCAAAGUGUUGUAAAUAAUUUUUGUAUCAAUUGUUAAUGUCCUUAAUUCUACUAUGGUCCCAUAUAUAUAUUUAUUUGCAUUCUGUGUAAUUCAAAGUAGUCUCUGUGAGAUGGCUUUGCUAUUGUUCAAAAUAAAUCAACUGUUGCAAAGUA